Soboliphyme baturini is the source of this 318-nucleotide messenger RNA. The record is from the annotation of a GenBank genome assembly. Lineage: Eukaryota; Metazoa; Nematoda; Enoplea; Dioctophymatida; Soboliphymatidae.
AUGAGCGUCAUCGUUGAUGACCUGAACUUCAAGACAGAGAGCGCUUUGGACAUGAAGAUCGCUCCUCAUUUCAGACUCUGGGUGCUACUCGCUAUGAUCUUCGGUAUUUUGCUGCUGAUGACCGUGGUCAUUUGCUGCUUCGCGAAAAUCCGAAUUCCUCGAACGAAGCGAGAAAUCGAAUUGAACGCCGCUAGCCGAAAGUUGCUUAGCGGAUCCAGGAAAUUCUCGUGCCUACCAUGUGCUUUUACAAACCGAAAGCACAGUAAGGUUUCUUAUUUACUUUGCUCAUCUGCACUGAGUUCUCAAAUUUCAUGCUAA